AUGAACGGCCAGACCCCGACUAGGUCGUUUACCCAGCCGGUCAACGUGGCCCCGGCCUACUCACUUCUUCGCGAUGUAAACGGGCAUCCGAGCAAAGCGGACGUUUCCGUCGGUCGAUACACAGCCGUGUCAAAAAGCGUGACAAAGACCAACGGGACAACCAAAGGAGUCUAUCCACCAGCUACGGGUCGAGGAGCAUUGGGGACUGCGAUUGCCAGCACGACAAUUGAGGCAAACCGACGAUCCCAAUCGCAGCAAAAUUUGGGUCGAACAGGAACUGUGUGCAACUCAAUGCAGCCGCAGACGGAUAUUGAGUGUACUGGGGAGCAAGAACAUUUGUUCGCGAUGUACGAUUCCACCGGUCUGGAAGACACAUGUGUAAACUCCUAG
Echinostoma caproni is the source of this 390-nucleotide messenger RNA. Lineage: Eukaryota; Metazoa; Platyhelminthes; Trematoda; Plagiorchiida; Echinostomatidae. The record is from the annotation of a GenBank genome assembly.